AUGUCGGAAGGACUACAGGACGCACAGGAGCAACUCAUUGAAUCCAACUGGGAUGAAGUGGUUGACUCAUUUGACGACAUGGAGCUCGACUCGAAGCUUCUCCGCGGCAUUUACGCCUACGGUUUCGAGCGCCCCAGUGCUAUUCAGGCGCGCGCCAUCAAGCCCGUCAUCAAGGGCCACGAUGUGAUUGCGCAGGCGCAGUCCGGAACAGGAAAGACUGCUACUUUUUCCAUCUCUGUGCUUCAAAAGCUUGAUGUUUCGCUCAAGCAGACCCAGGCCCUUAUUCUCGCUCCUACCCGUGAGUUGGCUCAGCAAAUCCAGAAGGUCUUGAUUGCCAUCGGCGACUUCAUGGAGAUUGAGUGCCACGCUUGCAUUGGUGGUACCAACGUUCGCGACGACAUGAAGGCGCUGCAGAACGGCCCACACGUCAUUGUCGGCACCCCCGGCCGUGUUCACGACAUGAUCCAGAGGCGUGCGCUCAAGACGGACCACGUCAAGAUGUUUGUGCUCGACGAGGCAGACGAGAUGUUGUCUCGUGGUUUCAAGGAGCAGAUUCACGACAUCUUCCAGCUCUUGCCACCCACGACCCAGGCUGUCUUGCUUUCCGCUACCAUGCCACAGGAUGUGCUCGAGGUCACUGAGAAGUUCAUGCGCGAGCCUAUUCGCAUCUUGGUCAAGAAGGAUGAGCUCACCCUCGAAGGUAUCAAGCAAUUCUAUAUUUCCGUUGAGAAGGAGGAUUGGAAGCUCGACACUCUCUGCGAUUUGUAUGAAACAGUCACCAUCACCCAAGCUGUUAUUUUCUGCAACACACGAAGAAAGGUCGACUGGCUUACCGACAAACUCACCUCGCGUGACUUCACCGUCAGUGCAAUGCACGGCGACAUGGACCAAGGCCAGCGCGAUGUCAUUAUGAAGGAGUUCCGAUCUGGUUCUUCGCGUGUCCUCAUCACCACCGACUUGCUUGCCCGUGGUAUUGAUGUGCAGCAGGUGUCGCUCGUCAUCAACUACGACUUGCCCGCCAACCGUGAAAACUACAUUCACCGUAUCGGCAGAGGUGGAAGAUUCGGUCGCAAGGGUGUGUCCAUCAACUUCAUCGCCACUGAGGAUCUCACCAUGAUGCGUGAUAUCGAGGCGUUCUAUUCUACGGAGAUUCAAGAGAUGCCAAUGAACAUUGCGGACCUUAUUUAA
Messenger RNA from Protomyces lactucae-debilis, 1188 nucleotides. Its product is annotated as ATP-dependent RNA helicase eIF4A. The record is from RefSeq and is a predicted model, not a curated record. The transcript is spliced from 2 exons. Gene Ontology annotation, molecular function: ATP binding; RNA helicase activity; RNA binding. The coding region runs from base 1 to 1188 and encodes 395 amino acids. Lineage: Eukaryota; Fungi; Ascomycota; Taphrinomycetes; Taphrinales; Protomycetaceae.